This is a messenger RNA of Vespula vulgaris, 4124 nucleotides long. It is a transcript of the gene Dna2, whose product is annotated as DNA replication ATP-dependent helicase/nuclease DNA2. The transcript is spliced from 14 exons. Gene Ontology annotation, cellular component: cytoplasm. Lineage: Eukaryota; Metazoa; Arthropoda; Insecta; Hymenoptera; Vespidae. Bases 110 to 3763 code for a protein of 1217 amino acids. The record is from RefSeq and is a predicted model, not a curated record. Gene Ontology annotation, molecular function: 5'-flap endonuclease activity; single-stranded DNA helicase activity. Gene Ontology annotation, biological process: replication fork reversal.
AAAAAAUGGCGGCAAAAGUAAUAGGCGGGAAUUGCAGUGAUCGAGUGCGUUGCAUGCAAUCGUUUGUGAUUAGAAAAUAAUUAUUUAUUUAUGAUAUAAUUAAUUAAAAAUGAAGAAGUCUAAUUUAUUUCAGAAAAAGGUCUCAAAGAGUCCAAUUGCAAAUAAUUCACAAACAAAAAUUAAUUCAUUUUUCUCAAGGACAUGUGAAUUUGAUAAAAGUAAAAAUAUUCAAAAUGAAGAUGUACUUCCAGAGGUUGAAAUAAUAAACAAUCCUUCUAGUGACAAUGCUACUAAAAAAAGAAAGAGAUCUGACAAUUUAGAUUCAGGAUCGAAUUCAAAAAUGAAAAGUACUUCUUUUAUUGACAUCGAUCAGUCCUUUUUUAACAACAAUGUUAAAAUCAUAGAAGCGAACAAAGAAAAGAAUAUGGUCUCUAAGGAAUGCAGUAAUAAUUCAUUAAAUAUAUCUAAGGAAACAAUAAACGUAUUAAGUAAUUCAUUAAGUCAAUCAGAAUGUAUUACGAAUGAUAUUAUUGUCAUCAAUAACGAAGAAACGAUUUUAAGUCAUUGUCAUAAUACAAAAAAAAAUGAUCAAAAAUGUAAGCUUAGUACAAAUAGUAUAGAUAUCAUAGAAUCCAGUGAAAUUUUCAAUGACAUAGAUGACUGUGAUGAAAUAAAUGCAGAAGAUCUAGAUGAAAUAUUUGAUUGUGAUUGGAAUAUAGAUUCGCAAAUAAAUCUAAAUUCUUUUGAACGAUGUGAUGUUAUCGAUCUGCAAAAAAAUUCAAAAUCUAUGAUUCUAAAAGUACAACAACAUACAAAUCUAAAAACUUUUGCAACGGUAACAUGUUCAGGAUUUUGGAAAGAUGUGCAGAUUAAAGAAGGUGAUAUUGUAAUGAUACAAGCCAAAAAAGAAUUACAGAAUUGGAUUGUGGAUAAUGAUCACGGUUAUAUUAUCAUACAACCUGACACAUUAAUUUCUAGUACAACUGUUGUCGGAGGUUUAUUUUGUAACAGACGAGCAGUAUUAAGUCAAAUGUUUAGAAAAAUAGAAUCUUUACCACAUUUAACAUCUAGUCAAACAGUAUUAACAAUUGGAAAAAUAGUUCAUAAACUUUUACAAAAGAGUUUAACUGAAAAUAUUUAUAAACUGUCUGAUAUUACGAAGAUGGCAGAAGAUGAGUUGCAGUCAAAAGAUACAAUAUUUAUGCUGUACAGUACUCAAUCUUCGUUUGAAAAAUGUAAAGAAGAGGUAUUUUCAUAUGUACCAAAAAUAUCAGAAUUUAUUCAACAUUAUGUUCAUGGUACAAAACAGCAAGCGAUAAGUAACGAAAAAAAUAAUUUCAAAGGCAAAAUCUCCGAGAUAUGCGAUAUCGAAGAAAAUAUAUGGUUACCUAAACUUGGAAUCAAGGGAAAAGUUGACAUAACGGUUGAAGUCAAAAUUAAUUCCCGCAAAAAAGUAAUGCCUAUUGAAAUAAAGACAGGAAGACCGUCUUUCUCUCUAGAACAUAGAGGUCAAGUUAUUCUAUAUAUUAUGAUGAUGGCUCUUACUGGCCAAGACACGGACAGUGGAUUGUUAUUAUAUCUUAGAGAUAACAGUAUACGUGAGAUUAAUUGCGGUCGUGCCGAAAAAAGAGAUCUUAUUUUAUUAAGAAAUACUCUGGCUGAUUAUUUCACUAAAACAAAAAACAUAAUCUUUUCUUCUGACUUAGAAGAUGCAUUGAAACCUAUGCCAUUACCGGAACCUAUAAAUUAUUAUAAUAGUUGUCUUAAAUGUCCUUAUAAUAAUUUAUGCUGUGCAUAUUUGACAAAGGAUGAUACCUUACAAUUGUCCGAUUCUCAUGGUAUAGUUAAACUCAGUAAAGAAAUUUUAAAUGAAUUUGAAAAUAAUCAUAUAGAUUUUAUCUUAAAAUGGGUAUCUCUUUUACAAAUGGAAGAAAGCAUGCAAUCCGAACAAUAUAUUAUGAAAGACAUAUGGACUUUAACACCAGAAAAAAGAGAAAUGAAAGGAAAAUGUAUUAGCAAUUUAAAAGUGAUUGGUAAAGUUACAGAACAAUAUGACAAAUAUAAACAUUUAUUUGUUCGCACAAAUGGAGAAGCUAUAAGUACUAAAAGUAUUUGCACAGAAUUUGUACAAAAUGAAUAUAUUAUUGUAAGUACAGAUACACGAAUAAAUAUAUCAUCUGGUUUUAUAAUACAAAUAAAAAAAGAUGCAAUUACUGUUCUUUUAAACAGUGACAUUACGAAACGUAAUGCAAUUGGAAACUUUCAUAUCGAUAAGUAUGCUUCCACAAAUUUUUUUUUAACUCUAUUUGCAAAUAUUGGAGGCUUGUUAUACGAUAAUGAAGUAUGCAGAAAAUUACGAAGUAUUAUUAUAGAUAGAAAACCAGCAACGUUUCUUGCACAGUUACCACGUUCAAUUAUAUUUAAAAUUGCAACGAUAUUACAAAGUUUAAACGAAGUUCAACAAAAAGCAAUUCUUAAAUGCUUGGCUGCCAACGAAUAUGUUUUAAUAAAAGGCAUGCCAGGAACAGGAAAAACAGAGACAGUUGUGACCUUGAUAGAAGUCCUAUUUAAAUUGGGCUUCUCAAUAAUAGUGACAUCGCACACUCAUAACGCAGUAGAUAAUAUUCUCCUGAAAUUACUACAUAAAAAUAUAGAUUUUAUACGGUUAGGAUCAUCACAUAUAAUACAUCCAUUAUUAAAAAAUAAAAGUGAAGAAUAUUUAACAUCAAACUGCACGUCAAUCGAAGAAUUAGAAUCAGUAUAUGCAAAUAAGAAUAUUGUAGGAGUUACUUGUUUUGGAGCUCAUCAUGUACUCUUUGAAAAAAGGACAUUCGAUGUGUGUAUUGUCGAUGAAAGCACUCAGGUAACGCAAGCAGCAAUUUUAGGUCCAUUAUACUAUGCAAAUAAGUUUAUUCUAGUAGGAGAUCCCAAUCAAUUACCUCCUGUUAUUAAAAGCAAAACAGCUAGAAACCUUGGUGCAGCAGAGUCUUUGUUUGAGAGAUUAGAUUCAGAAAAUAAUACCGUUGCUUUAACAGUACAGUAUAGAAUGAACAAAAGUAUUAUGAAUUUAAUUAACAAGUUAACAUAUAAUGAUGAGUUAAAGGCAGGCAAUGAAUCGAUAGAAAAUGCAACGUUUAUAUCACCAAAUACGAGGAUACCAUCGUCGAAUGAAAGAUGGGUAAGAGCAGUAUUAUCUCCUGCAUUAGACGAUUCUGUAAUUAUAUUAGAUACAGGCUGUACUCAAGACAUAACUAUAGAUUUUAUUCAUAAACAAGAAAAUAUUACGACCGAUCAAGUGUGUUCUAAUAUUUGGGAAGCAGCUUUAAUUUUAUAUCUGGUUAAAGCUCUAUCUCAGAUCGGCAUAACCUCUGAACAAAUUGGUAUAAUUGCAGCUUAUAAAGCACAAGUUGUUUUAAUAAAAAAUUUGAUAAAUUCAGAAAUAGAAGUAAAUACCGUGGAUCAAUAUCAAGGACGUGAUAAGAAUAUUAUUUUCUAUUCGUGUGCAAAAAGUAUCAAAAAGAAAUUUGACAAAAUGCAGGAUACUGGGAUAUUAGAAGACCAACGACGUUUAACCGUAGCUGUUACACGUGCAAAACAUAAAUUAAUUAUUAUUGCAGAUAAAAACACUAUAAGCCAAUAUACGCCAUUUAUGAAACUUUUUAAUAUAAUCCAAGUAAAAAAUAUAAUCAAUGUGAAUGAUGCUUCUUAUGACUUUACUUGGGAAUCAAUCGCCGAAUCGUUAAAGGAAAAUAUGUGUGGAUAAAAAGUUGAAUGAAUCUAAUAUUAUUAUAUUAAUAAGUAUCGCAUGAUGAAUGGAAUUUUACAAAGAUAAUAUUAAUAUUUUUUAUACAACAGUUUUUAUAUCUUAACAUAGAAGAUUGUGAUAUAAUUAUUAAUGUUUCUUAUAAAAUAUCAACGUUUUUAUGUUACGACUUGACAUUUAUAAUGGAUGAUAAUAAAAAAGACCAUUUAUUUCUUUUUGCUUCUUACGUAUUACAUAAAACUCCAUUUAAAUAUUCAAACGCGUCGUUUUCUUUUUUGUCGAGUGUUGUAUUGAACCUCGAGACAGUUGAUUGGUCGUUGGUUCGAUCAGCACAAAAUCGAUAUAUCGAUGAUACGUAUAC